AUGGCAGAACAAAAUUCUUAUUUAUGUGUUAAUUGUGGGAAUCGAGUGAAACAUUUAUACAGAGAAUAUAGUCCAUCAGUUUUGAAAUUAAUCAAUUGCGAAAAAUGUGGAAAUGUAGCCGACAAAUAUAUAGAAUACGAUCGAAUAAUUAUUUUAAUAGAUUUAAUUUUACUUAGCAAAGAAGGGUACAGACAUGUACUAUACAAUUCACAUUAUAACGUAAAUAUAAUAAAAAUGAAAAUUUUUUAA
Pediculus humanus corporis (human body louse) is the source of this 249-nucleotide messenger RNA. RefSeq names its product arv1, putative. The record is from RefSeq and is a predicted model, not a curated record. The transcript is spliced from 2 exons. Gene Ontology annotation, cellular component: cortical endoplasmic reticulum; Golgi apparatus. Bases 1 to 249 code for a protein of 82 amino acids. Gene Ontology annotation, biological process: sterol metabolic process; regulation of plasma membrane sterol distribution; sphingolipid metabolic process. NCBI's taxonomy places the organism in Eukaryota, Metazoa, Arthropoda, Insecta, Psocodea, Pediculidae.